This is a messenger RNA of Spinacia oleracea (spinach), 3300 nucleotides long. RefSeq lists its product as uncharacterized. The transcript is spliced from 2 exons. NCBI's taxonomy places the organism in Eukaryota, Viridiplantae, Streptophyta, Magnoliopsida, Caryophyllales, Amaranthaceae. Bases 850 to 2838 code for a protein of 662 amino acids. Gene Ontology annotation, cellular component: cytoplasm. The record is from RefSeq and is a predicted model, not a curated record. Gene Ontology annotation, molecular function: protein binding.
AGUUUUAUUUUACCCACUUCACUGUCACUCCGUAAUACAAUUGCAGGCUUACCACACGCGAUUUCCAAAAACGAACUGUUCCAUUCCAUCCCAGUUGCUUUCUCCAUGUCGCCCAAUUUUGCAAUAUUCCCUUUCAGAUUCCCAAUAUUAUACACACAUUUUGUCGCAUUUUGCUUCCAUGCUGGGGUUUCUUUCAUUACCCAUUAGAUUUCCCCUUUCUCCUGUAUACCUUGCUUUGAUUCUUCUCUUUUUUCCCCCUUGAUUUCUUCAAUUCUUGUUUCUGGGUUUUGUCUGAUCCUACAACACUUCUUCAGUAAUUCUACACUUUUUGGAGAAAAAUUGUAAAGUGGGGUUUUCCAGAAAACUUUGAAUCUUGAAGGGUGGGUUCACAAUCAAGAAAAAGGUGAGAUCUUUUGUAUUUUUUGGGCUUAAACCCCCUUUUUAAUUUUACGAAUCUUUUUUGUAUUCCUGGGCCCAUUUUAGAAUUCUUUUCUUUACCUUAUAUGAUUGCUUAAUUUGGUUGGAUUGGGGUUUGUCUCCUUGUAAAGAAUCAUUGCACAAUUUGGAGUAAUACCGAUGCCAAUUUUCUUCAAAAGAGGAAGAAAUUGUGUGCGUUUUUUUGGAGUGAUUGGAAAUCGUUCUAUUUUUGAUGGAUUUCUAUUAUGAGUAUCUGAAUUGGUAGCUAUUUUUUGAUGGGAUUUGGUUUGGCUGUCAAUGUCAUUUCUUUUGUGUAACAAAGAAGAUUAUAAGGUGAUUUUUUGAUUAGUUGUUUUGGUGCAAUAAUAAUAAUAAUUGGGUGGUGUUCUACUUGACACUUGAUUUGACUGCCUGGUAAUUUGGUGUGUAUAAAUGGCGGGGGGUGGUAUAGAUAUAUCGAAGUAUGGUCAAUGUCCGGUUCACAAGGCGAUUGUCACAAAAGACCAUGCAGCUCUCCGGAAAAUACUGUCCGGCCUACCUCGGCUUUCUGACCCUGCAGAAAUUCGCUCUGAAGCAGCUUCUUUGGCUGAGGAGGCGAAAGCUGAUGCCAUUUCGUUAGUGGUUGAUAGGCGUGAUAAUGUCCCUAAUCGAGACACCCCCCUUCACCUGGCGGUGAAGCUCAGUGAUGAGACUGCGACGGAGAUGCUUAUGAUUGCUGGUGCUGAUUGGAGUUUGCAGAAUGAGCAGGGGUGGAGCGCGCUGCAGGAAGCAAUAUGCAGUAGACAUGAAAGUGUUGCAAAGAUUAUAGUUCGGCAUUACCAGCCAUUGGCUUGGGCUAAAUGGUGUAGAAGGUUGCCUAGGUUAGUUGCAACUAUGAGGAGGAUGAGGGACUUUUAUAUGGAGAUUACAUUCCAUUUUGAGAGUUCAGUGAUUCCUUUUAUUUCUAGGAUUGCCCCUUCUGACACCUAUAAGAUCUGGAAGACAGGUGCCAAUUUGAGGGCAGACAUGACAUUGGCUGGGUUUGACGGUUUUCGUAUCCAACGUUCUGAUCAGAGUGUUAUUUUUCUUGGAGAAGGAUCUGAGGAUGGAAAGUUACCUCCUGGAUCACUUUGUAUAAUUAAUCACAAAGAUAAGGAGAUAAUGAAUGCACUUGAUGGUGCUGGUGCUCAAGCUUCUGAAGCGGAGGUACAGCAAGAAGUGGCUUCUAUGUCGCAGACCAAUAUAUUUAGGCCUGGGAUUGAUGUAACUGAGGCUGUGCUUUUGCCACAGCUCACGUGGAGACGCCAAGAGAAAUCAGAAACAGUUGGUCAAUGGAAAGCGAAGGUGUACGAGAUGCACAAUGUGGUGGUCAGUAUUAAAUCAAGGAAGGUCCCUGGGGCUAUGACUGAUGACGAGUUCUUCUCUUCGUGCAAUGAUAACGAAACAGAUAGUGAAGAACUCAAUGAGAUUUUGUCAGAGGAGGAAAGAAAACAACUUGAACUUGUGCUUAAGGCGGAUUCUUAUGAAGGGACGACUGAGGGUGGUGGUGGUGGUGGUGAAGGGAUCAUUGCACAUCGCCACAGUUGUCAUGAAUCCAGGGAUAUUCCCAUUGAGGAUGUUAAUGGAUGUAAUAAUGUAGACAACAAACAUGAGAAGAAAGGAUGGUUUGGUGGUUGGAGGAAGCGGGACCAGAAGUAUGAAGGACAAAAGAAACUUGUUCCUCCGAGAAACUCCCUUUCUGUUGAUGAGAAAAGGGGUGAUGUUGGCAACAAUUCUCCCUCUAGAAAUCCAGUUAAACCUGGAAGACAUUCCGUUGACGCUGUAAGGGCGGAUGAGUCACAUAGAGGGAGGGACAAGAAAACAUCUUCAUCGGGAAAUGUUGAGAAUGGCAAUCGUCACAAAGAUGGUGGUCAGGAGAAUGAAUAUAAAAAAGGAGUAAGGCCAAUUCUUUGGCUAUCUUCUACCUUCCCACUACGUACGGAGGAGCUCUUACCAUUGCUCGACAUUCUAGCCAACAAGGUGAAGGCAAUUCGGCGUCUUAGAGAACUGUUAACUACAAAACUUCCUCUAGGAACAUUUCCUGUCAAGGUUGCUAUCCCAGUGGUCCCUACAAUCAGAGUAUUGGUAACUUUUACAAAGUUUGAGGAACUACAACCUAGUGAGGAGUUCUCAACACCACCUUCAAGUCCAACAGCUGUUUCUGAUGCGAGUCUAGCAGUAAGCAAUGCUCCGAGUUCCUCCUGGUUCAGAUGGGUUAAAGCUCCUUACCAGCACACAUCCUCAUCAACUGAUACUACUACUACUUCCAGUAACAGGACUGAGAAUAGUCAAGACCCUUUUGCUAUCCCUUUGGGCUAUGUUUGGAUUACUGCUGAGGAAAAGAAAAAAAAGAUGGAAGAGAAGAACAAAUCUAAGAAAGGGAAAAACAAACAACAACCCUAAUCUGGCACAUUAACUGAAAGGGUGGGUAUACAUAGCUGACAAAACAGGAAUUCUCGAAAGAGCAGAACAGCACAUUCAGUUACAGUUACCAUGUAGAUAAGUAGGACUGCUGGCCAAGUUUCCUGCUCUGUUUAAAGGAUUCAAAGGAAUGAUAGUUACUACUGCAAAUCUGGGUGUUUAACUAUAGUUACAACUUUGUCGCAGUUGUUGCUGUUUAUGCAAAGUUGGCGUGCAAUUGGUUUAUACUCCGUAAUUAAGGGAAUUACAUUAACAAAAUUUUCAAGUUGUAUUCUUUUUCGACUGGUAUAUUAUCAGUCUAAUAAUUUCGUUGCUUUUGUGUUGGAGAAAGGAGCACUGUUCUUUGACAUUUUUCUGCUGAAUCCAAACUAUGCUUGGAAAUGAGUACAGUAUACUUUUCUAAUUCAGUAAUUUGCUUAAUUUGGUUCACCAGGUUGCUAGAAA